CGCGCGGCAGCCUCGGUGUCCGGAUCGCGAGCGAUGGCUCCCUCGGCAGCCUCAGUAGUUUUGUUCAAUUUACACGAGGCCGCCUCGCGAGGCAGGCUGAGCCAUCAUAAGUCCGAGAGUAUUCGUAAUGGACAGUCGUGUAUUUUCAGCUGCAGCUAUUUUCCUAGCUGCUUAUUGUUUAAAGAAACGAAAACAGUCACGUAUCAAGAAAAAACCUAGACGCUUCUGGAUUAGAAAAAUUUAUGAGCUUCGCCACCAAUAUGGAAAUAGAUUACUUGGAGAUUUAGUAUAUGAUCAGACUGUACAUAAUUUUACACGAAUGUCCGUACGAGAGUUCGAAAAUUUGUGCUCAUUGUUGUCUGAUAAAAUCAAAAAGUGCGAUACAAAAUACAGAGAAGCAAUCACUGUGAAGGAACGAGUUUUAAUAACUUUAAGAUUUUUAGCAACCGGAGAUUCUUAUAGCAGCUUGCAAUAUUUAUUUCGAGUAUCGAAGCAGAGUAUCUCAAGAAUAGUUCCAGAAGUUUGUGACGCUAUUAUUGAAGCCUUAAGUGAUUAUGUAAAGAUCCCAUCUACAGAAGAAGAGUGGCUUGCUAUAUCAAAUGAAUUUGAAAAUAAAUGGAAUUUUCCCCACGCUAUUGGAGCGAUGGAUGGAAAACAUGUUAUGUUGCAGGCACCGAUUAACAGUGGCACUGAUUAUGAUAAUUACAAACAAUUUCCAAGCAUCGUGCUUUUUGGAUUAGUUGAUGCUAGCUACAAUUUUUUGUAUGUAAAUGUUGGUAGCAAAGGGCGAAUCUCUGAUGGUGGUGUUUUUAAAAACACAACGUUGUAUAAAAAGCUAGAAAAGAAAGAAUUGAACGUGCCUAAAGAGAAGAUAUUGGAAAUACCAUAUGUAACAAAAGUUCCUUAUUUUAUUUUAUCUGAUAAAGCCUUUGCACUCAACGAAUAUACCAUGAAACCAUUUGAGGGCAACCCAGAAAAUGGUUCUAAAGAAAGAAUAUUUAAUUAUCGCCUUAGCCGAGCUCGGCGUGUCGUUGAGAAUGCAUUUGGAAUAUUAAGUGCCAUAUUUCGCGUUUUUAGAAAACCUAUCUUACUAGAGCCAAAUAAAGCAACAAAGGUAGUCUUAGCAGCUGUAUAUUUGUACAACUACAUCCGAAAAAAUACUUCAACUAAUCUUAUUUCACCGGAAUUGUUUGACAGAGAACUUGAUGGCGCAAUGAUUCCUGGCCAAUGGAGAAAUGAAAUAAAUGAAGUUACAUUCGCACCAAUUGCAGCGUGUCCAAGGCGUAGUUCUAAUAACGCAAAAGAAAUACGGUUGCACUUGGCAGAACAUUUUAUAACUAAUGGUUCUAUACCAUUUCAAAAUCAUUAUGCAUAGUUAAAAAUUCUUACAGUCGGCAUCGUUUCCCGAGUGUCACCAGUUUCAUUUUUAUCCUUAAGAAAAUGGAAAUAAGGAUAUCCAAACCACUUUGAAUUAUAAACAUCUGCAGCGCCUGAAACAGAACAAAAAUAAAAUUUAUAUUUCCAAAA
This is a messenger RNA of Helicoverpa zea (corn earworm), 1527 nucleotides long. RefSeq lists its product as uncharacterized. The transcript is spliced from 2 exons. The record is from RefSeq and is a predicted model, not a curated record. The coding region runs from base 128 to 1375 and encodes 415 amino acids. Lineage: Eukaryota; Metazoa; Arthropoda; Insecta; Lepidoptera; Noctuidae.